Messenger RNA from Dermacentor andersoni, 2661 nucleotides. It is a transcript of the gene larp, whose product is annotated as La related protein. The record is from RefSeq and is a predicted model, not a curated record. Gene Ontology annotation, biological process: positive regulation of translation; mRNA stabilization. Lineage: Eukaryota; Metazoa; Arthropoda; Arachnida; Ixodida; Ixodidae. Gene Ontology annotation, cellular component: cytoplasmic stress granule; cytosol. Gene Ontology annotation, molecular function: RNA cap binding.
AGGACGACGGCUGCCGCGGGUGUCGUUGCGGAGCCAGGUGGCGGAGCUGGCAGCGUGCCGUUGGUGCCGUCAUGGCGGCGGUAGUGGCGAGUGGCCGCGCGCAGUCCGGCGGUGGAAAUGUGACGGAACCGAAAGCAUCGAAAGACACCGGCGCCUCGUAUGCCCAAGCCGCGGCCCGCGUGUCCUCCCAGGAGCCAGCUGCUGUUUCUAACGGAUUAACCGAACCAGUAUCCGGUGGACCCACUCAGAGCCUAGGCCUAAGCAGCAAUAUGGUUCGGCCCGGUUCGUGCGCGCAGGUCGCCGCCGAUGCGCCCAGGGCUAACCCCUGGGUGAAGCGUAAUGCGCAAGCAGCCUGCUCUGCCGCCGCCGCCAGCCGCACCGCAGCUGGUGGCAACCCUGGUGUAUCCUCCCACAAGGUGGACGAGGAAGAAGACUGGCCUAGCCUUGGACCAACGUCAGCUACUCAGAACGAGGUCAGCCACCACAGUGAUGAUGAGGACUCGGCCAAGGAGAACCGGGAUGGCACAACCAGCACCACGCCUGACUCAUCAGCUCGCAAUACACCCCGCUCGGGUCCCCGUAAAGGCAGCAAGCAGAAGUGGGUUCCCCUGGACAUUGAGCCAGCCAAGCCCCGCAAACCAGCUGGACAUGAGGCCCGGCUUGGCAGCCGGCCGGUUGAAGGAGGUGAACGCCGAGGUCGUAGCUUCCGUGGGCGGCAGCGAGGGGGACGGUCGGGCCGGCCCUGGAGCACCCCACGUCCCCAGCCCAGCUCACUCGGCAGUCGGGGUCCAGAGGAGGGCUUUGCAUCUGCGGCCCCGAUUGCCUCAUCAUUCCUGGGCACAUACUACUUCAACCAGGGCUACAUACGUGUGGACGAGGCAACGUUACGCGAGUAUGUACGCAAGCAGGUCGAGUACUAUUUUUCCGAGGAGAAUCUUCAGCGGGACUUCUUUCUGCGCCGAAAAAUGGAUGCCCAGGGGUACCUGCCAUUGAGCCUGAUUGCAUCGUUCCACAGGAUACAGGCACUGACCCAGGACGUGGCGCUUGUCAUGGAGGCGGUGCGUGAGAGCCCCCUGCUGGAGCUGAAUGAUGUCAAGGUGCGCACAGUCAACGACCCCACGCGCUGGCCAUUGCCUCAAGCAUCGCUGCACCCGGACGUGCCUGCCUUUGUGCCAGGCCAGCCAUACCCGCCCACUUCGGAUGCAGGCAACGAGGCUGACACUGAGGAGCCACCUGAGGACGAGGGCUGGAAGGAAGUGCGGCGCCGCAACCGGUCACACCGGGCUCGCACGGCGUCACAAGGCCAUGCAGCCCCAGAGCGUGAGGAGCUCGAGUUCCAGUUUGAUGAGGAGCUACAGCGAGCCCCCGACGGGCGCAACAACACAUUCACUGACUGGUCUGAUGACUCGGACUAUGAGUUCAGUGACACGGAGGUGAACAAAAUCCUGAUUGUGACCCAGACGCCACCACCGCCAUCUGGCCUACGCAAGCACGAAGGCUACGAUCGGACAGGUGACUGGACCAGCCGUGUGAAAAUGACCCAAGAGCUAGCACAGGUGAUCAACGAUGGCCUCUACUUUUACGAGGAUGACCUGUGGAACCAGGUGGAUAGGCAGGAGCAGCAGAUGUACCGUACAGUCGAGGUAGUCAGCGAGGAGGAGUUUGCCCAACGCCAAGGCCCACAGCAGCGGGCAGCGGGUGGGCAGGCACCACCACCCCCACCACCUCCGCCUGUACCAGAGGGCACACCGCGCAGCACGGCAGGCCGCACACCGCGCAAGGACCCCCGGGUGGCCCCCCGCUUUUACCCUGUGGUGAAGGAGGGCAAGCCGGACACACCGCGCAAGCAGAAGACGCGGCACAGCAGCAACCCUCCAACGGAGCACCAUGUAGGCUGGGUGCUGGACGUCCGGGAACACCGGUCACGAGCAGCCUCCAUUGGGGAAGCAGCAGCCGCUGAUGUGGUGCAUGGCAGCACACCACACUCUCUGCCCACUUUUGAGCACCCAAGUCACGCCCUGCUCAAGGAGAAUGGCUUCACCCAGUUAGUCUACCACAAGUACCGGUCACGUUGCCUCAAAGAGCGCAAGCGGCUUGGGCCAGGCCAGAGCCAGGAGAUGAACACACUGUUUCGCUUCUGGUCAUUCUUCCUGCGUGAGCACUUCAACCGCAAGAUGUAUGAGGAGUUCCGUCGGUUGGCUCUGGAGGAUGCACGCGCAGGCUACCGGUAUGGCCUGGAGUGUCUGUUCCGUUUCUACAGCUAUGGCCUGGAGAAGCACUUCCGGCCAGACCUGUAUGAGGACUUCCAGCAGGAGACACUGCGCGAUUGUGACCAGGGACAGCUCUAUGGCCUCGAGAAGUUCUGGGCUUUCCGCAAGUACUACCGCCUCAGCCACCAGUGCCAUGUUGAGCCCCGGCUGGAGUCUCUCCUGCAGGGAUACCGCAGCAUCGACGACUUCAGGAUAGAUGUGGAGAGGCCACGUCAGCGUACCGGAGCCCUGUGAGAAAUGUGUGCCUUGUUGUAGGCCCAACCUGGCACUGCCAGGCUGCAAGCCUCCUCCUCUAUUUCCUGGGUGGUAGAGCCUUUUUUCACGCCAUUGUAUAAAAUACCCUUCUUUGUGCUCAGAAGAAUAAAUGCCAACGCCUGUUUUAGUUUUCGUA